AUGUCCACACUCGCUGCGGACGAGCAUGAGGGUGAAGGACGUGCUGAUACAAACCGACAUGCCUCCACCCAAAGCAACGUGCCGACAGAGCAGAGCCUUUUGCCUCAAGGCGACGAGAGUGUGCCCCCAACUUGCACGAACUGCUUCACUCAAACAACCCCAUUGUGGCGGCGCAAUCCUGAGAGUCAACCUCUUCGCAAUGCCUGCGGCUUGUUCCUGAAGCUUCAUGGGGUCGUCAGACCGCUCUCGUUGAAGACGGAUGUCAUCAAGAAGCGAAGACUUGGCUCUGGUGCCAGCACGCCAGUUGGGGGAACCCGAAUAUUAUCUGCUGGGACAACUGCCAACAUACAUGAGCCUUCGAAUGCUGUAACAACGAACACCAUGAGAGACUCAACUUCGUCAUGGGGUGCAUGGAGCGAACCUGCGGAAGAAAACCCUGUUUCCAGCACACCGCCAACAAGCUACUAUGACAAUGCUAGUUCUCCAAGCAGCCUCAAGGGCGUUGUGCCCAUCGCCGCGGCUCCUCCACAUCCAGCGAAAAAGGCAUUUAAUAAAGAUAGUUGA
This is a messenger RNA of Fusarium pseudograminearum CS3096, 564 nucleotides long. RefSeq lists its product as uncharacterized. NCBI's taxonomy places the organism in Eukaryota, Fungi, Ascomycota, Sordariomycetes, Hypocreales, Nectriaceae. Bases 1 to 564 code for a protein of 187 amino acids. Gene Ontology annotation, molecular function: RNA polymerase II cis-regulatory region sequence-specific DNA binding; zinc ion binding; DNA-binding transcription factor activity, RNA polymerase II-specific. The record is from RefSeq and is a predicted model, not a curated record. Gene Ontology annotation, biological process: negative regulation of transcription by RNA polymerase II; positive regulation of transcription by RNA polymerase II. The transcript has a single exon.